AGUUUAGUUACACAUUCAUCCAUUCUCUUGUCCCCCCCAGCAGAGCUUCAAUACCAUGCCCUUCUCCCCGCCAACGCGGUAUCCAGAGCCGGAGCCCUCCCAAGGCCUCAACCACUCAUAUUACCAUCCUGACGAGCCUCUCGACUCGUCUCAAGGUGCUUCAUCAUCUCGUCGCCGAUCCGAAAAGAGCCGUCGACCCCCGUCUCCCGGGUAUUCGCCCGACGACGACCGCAAAUCCCGGCGCGGCAGCCGUCGCGAGCCGUCACCAGGAUAUGCAGAUGCGAAGCCAUCCCGCAGUCGCAGAUAUCCAGACCCGCCGCCCUUCGCUGCACCCUCUCCUCCGCCACAGCGAGACCUUCGCUCGUCCCGCCGUGACCGCGACCGUGAUCGCGACGCUUAUUCGCCGAGGGACUCACCGAGAGAUUCGCAGCGAGAUUCGCGCCCCCGAGAUGCUGACCGACGCUCACGAGACAUGUACCCCCCUCCUCCGUCAGAGCCACGUGAGCGCCGUCACAGGUCCUCGCGCCGCGAGCCAUCCCCAGAAGCACCCCGGCGCUCUCGAUAUGCCUCUCCAGAACCCAAGAGUCGUUCUUCACGAGGCCUCCCGACACCCCAGUUCGAUGACCGGAGCAGCAAGGACCCUCGUUCCUCUCGCCGGUCCCGUGGAGGGGCAUCAUCACCGCCGCCGCAGCAGUCAUCACGCUCUCGCAGCGCUAUAGGUCCCCGCGAUGACGGCGGAAGAGAUGGACGAGAGCGGCGACAUCGCUCACAGCCACGUUCACAGCCUCGCGACAUGGAUGCGAGCCACGUCUCAAGUCGUAGCCGGGACCGGGACCGGGAUCGAGGCCAUGAUCGCAGCGGCCGUGAUCGUGCACCGGCCACCAGCGGUGGUCACAACUCCUCACUCAAGCGCCGCAGCACCAUGCCUGCAGUGGCCAACUCGAGCGCAAAACGCACAGGCGGCAGCAACACCGCCUGGUGGAAGAGCCCACUGGUCCAGGCCGGCGCUCGCACCGCCUUCGCUGCUGGUGCCCAGGCCUUUAUGCAGAACCGCAAAGAAGCCGGUCCUUGGCUUGGGGCAAAGGGAGCCAAGGUUGCUACGGCUGCUCUGACGGCUGCCUUGGCUGACGGACUGGCUGGCGCUGGCAACAAGAGGCGUUGAUGAGGAGUCAUGUGCCAGGGACGACGAGUCACCUUUUCUCCCUUUCUUUUCUAUUUGUUCUGUUAUGCGACAGCGAUGAUUAUGACGACGAUGGCGGCAAUGGCUUUGUUUUAUGUUUGAUCAACUUCGCAAACUGGUUUUGCCCACGGAGGACUUUUUACCCACACGACGAUACGAAUUCAACAGAUCUAAGGCGUUUAACAGAGCGCUACUACUGCUAGUUUUAUUUUAUUUUGCUCUCCUUCUUGGUGCGAGAUCAAGAUAGACGGCUCCAUUUCAAGGAUACCUCUUCUCUCACGGGAUAUACAUGCGGCGGCAUAAUUCUCCUUUCCUCACGACGACGACUUUGACAAAUUUUCUCAUCCUUUAGCCAAUCCCACUUUCCACUUGCGGUAGAUAGCUAUGUAUGAUAAUAUAGGAAAUAUAGGGUAGCUUAUACCAACCAAUUCUUACC
Molecule: messenger RNA, 1616 nt
Organism: Trichoderma virens Gv29-8
Lineage: Eukaryota; Fungi; Ascomycota; Sordariomycetes; Hypocreales; Hypocreaceae
Exons: 1
Coding region: 56-1162 (368 amino acids)
Source: RefSeq, a predicted model, not a curated record